AUGAACCCCAUUAACAAUAAUCAAUUUGAAGUGAGAUCAGCUAAACGAAAGGUAACAACUGGACCAAAUGUGUAUCUAAACCCAGCGUUAGAUCUCCUUGCUAAUGAAGAUCCUAUGUGUAAUACUGCUAUGGAAGUAACACCAAAUAAACGCCGAAAGAGAACCACCAGCUGCAACAUAGUAGCAUUUGAAAAUACUGCUCUAGACUUGGGCAUUAGCAAAGCAGCAGUUAAUGAAUUUUUAGUGAGGGAACUUCAGAAUGUUCACAAAAAUGUCAGAGCAUAUGAAACUCCAAUCAAAACUGUAAUCUCAAAUGAGGAUACUGUUUAUGCAAAUUUGACUAAUAUUCCUCCACUACCCCCUAGAAAUCACAGUGGAGAUAUGCUUACAAUGGAUAAUUGUCAUAUAAAUGAUAGCACAGAUAUUGACUCGGGUAUCUCUUUCGUGGAACAAAAAUCUUCAAAUGAACUGGAAAAUAAUGAUUUGUCACUUAUUAACAAAACAACUAACAUACAAACAAAUGUUACAAAUCAAGUCUUUAUAAAUAACUCUAAUAAUCUUAAUCUCAGUUUUAUUGAUAGACUUGCUUUGGAUUCACCACAACCAUCCAAUCAGUCAUUGUAUUUAGAUGAUGAUUUAAAUGAAAGCAAUAUAAUGGAAAUUAAAACUAUUACCAUUAUUACUAAGAAAAAGAUUGUUCCUAUUAAGAAUACAAAUCCAUUCCUUGAUCCCAAAUUAGAAACUAAAGUUGAAAGUACAGGAAAAAACCCAUUUUUGGAUGAUAUAGCUGUGCAUGAAAUGGAAUACAAUGAAGAAGCAUUAAACAGACCAAUGGACAUUGUAGUGCCAAGUAAUAAUUUACAGCCUAGAAGACUAUUUAUUAAUGACACAAAUAGUACAAUUUCCACCGUCAAUGAUAAUGAACACUCAUUAGGCAUAGAGAACAAUGAAUAUGAAAAUGUAGAAUUCCGUUCAGAAAGUCCUAUUUAUGAAAACAUUGAUGAACUGUUAAUUGAUUCACACUACAACAAACAAAGUAAAAUUUUAGGCCAUGACGUAUCCAAAUUCAAUUCAAUAGAUAUUAUGAAUUUAAACAAAAUGUCACAAGCAAAUAAUUCAUCAGAGUCAAAUGAUAAUAAGAAACAUUUAAAACACCAUCUACUUAAGGCAAGUAAUAAAUUGUCAAAAAAAGUAUUCAAAACAUUAAAAAAGACUUUUAAAUCGGAGAAGAUAGAACCAAAUAUCACUCUCAAUCCAUAUGAAGUUCCUCGUAAGCCUCCCAAAGAAAAAAUGGAUAAGAUAGAUUCAGGAAUUGAAAACCCUGCUUUAAAGCUUGACAAUUCAGAUGAUAUUGAGAUAGAAGAAUUGUGUGAAAAUGAAGAUGAACACUAUGAAACUAUAAAAACGAUAAGGAAUACGCGCCUUAAUGAAAAUGUAACUCCCUUAAGGGAAAGAUGUACUAGCAAUGAUUCACAUAAUAAAACAAACACACCAAGUAAGAAAGUGCGGUUUGAUUCAACACUUAAUAGAGAGAAAAUUAUAACUGGCGAUAGUUUUGAUGGUGACAUCCAAAGCCCUGGUUUUGACGCUAAAAUCGAUAGAUAUCAUGACGAGUUAGAAAAUUGUAUCAAUGAACGAAAGUUUAUCCAACAGAAUAUGUAA
Pieris macdunnoughi is the source of this 1662-nucleotide messenger RNA. The record is from the annotation of a GenBank genome assembly. Lineage: Eukaryota; Metazoa; Arthropoda; Insecta; Lepidoptera; Pieridae.